This is a messenger RNA of Halichondria panicea, 3508 nucleotides long. RefSeq names its product RNA polymerase-associated protein CTR9 homolog. Gene Ontology annotation, cellular component: Cdc73/Paf1 complex. Gene Ontology annotation, biological process: regulation of DNA-templated transcription; transcription elongation by RNA polymerase II; RNA processing. The transcript is spliced from 21 exons. The record is from RefSeq and is a predicted model, not a curated record. Bases 89 to 3412 code for a protein of 1107 amino acids. Gene Ontology annotation, molecular function: RNA polymerase II complex binding. Lineage: Eukaryota; Metazoa; Porifera; Demospongiae; Suberitida; Halichondriidae.
AAAUAAAUGCGAAACGCAAAGAAGGUGUGUCCUCCUAGUACUAUAGUGGAGCUAGUGUUGUGAAGCCGUCUCCUAAAUGCAGUAAGAGAUGACUACUAACAAGUAUAUUCCAGGGGCCACGUCCAUUGAGAUCCCUCUGAGAGACACAGAUGAGGUGAUUGAGCUGGAUGUGGACCAAUUGCCAGAGGGCGAUGAAGUCAUUAGCAUUCUCAGAGACGAGAGGGCUCCUCUGCACACCUGGGUCGCACUCGCUUUACACUACUAUAAGCAGAGCAAGUACGAAGAGUUUGUGCGGCUACUGGAAACAUCUAGGACAGACGCAGACAUUACGUACACUGAGCAUGAGAAGGACCAGAUGGUUGCCUUGGAUACGCUGGCGGCUCACUACGUUACGCUGGCCAGGAGUGAGAAGAACAAAGAGCUCAAGAAGGAGAACUUUGCACAGGCGACUUUUCUGUACACUACGGCAGACAAGAUCAUCAUGUACGACCCUCACCAUCUGUUGGGGCGUGCCUACUUCUGUCUUCUUGAGGGGGACAAAAUGGACCAGGCCGAGGCUCAGUUUAACUUUGUACUGCAACAGAGUCCUGACAACAUCCCUGCUCUGCUGGGCAAGGCCUGUAUUGCCUUCAACAAGAAGGAUUUCAAAGCGGCUCUUGCCUACUACAAGAAAGCUCUGAGAACCAACCCAAACUGUCCAGACUCGGUGCGACUGGGAAUGGGCAUCUGUUUCAUGAGACUAGGCAACACAGACAAAGCUCGUCUGGCCUUUGAACGCUCUCUACAGCUCAACCCUCGGUGUGUGGGGGCACUGGUCGGGAUGGCCAUUCUUGAACUCAACAGUAAGGGCCAUGACUCCAUCAAGAAAGGAGUGGAGCUACUCUCAAAGGCUUACACCAUUGACUCCACUAACCCCAUGGUCCUCAACCAUCUGGCCAACCACUUCUUUUUUAAGAAGGACUAUACUAAAGUGCAGCACCUAGCUCUGCAUGCCUUCCACGGUACUGAGGUGGAGUCCAUGCAGGCUGAGAGUUGUUACCAACUGGCCAGGGCCUUCCACGUGCAGGGGGACUACGACCAGGCCUUCCAGUAUUACUAUCAGGCUACCCAGUUUGCAUCCAGUGGCUAUGUGCUCCCCCACUUUGGGCUGGGGCAGAUGUACAUUGCCAGAGGGGACACAGAGAAUGCUACCCAGUGCUUUGAGAAGGUUCUAGCCGCUCAGUCGGGAAAUUACGAGACCAUGAAGAUCCUUGGAUCUCUCUACGCUGCCUCCCCUGACUCUAAGAAAAGAGAGAAAGCCAAGACUCUUAUGAAGAAAGUGACGGAGGAGUUUCCAGAUGAUGUUGAGGCUUGGAUAGAGCUGGCAGCCAUCUUGGAGAAUUCAGAUGUAUCUGGGUCACUGGAUGACUACUCGAAAGCGUCUCAGAUACUCACUGACAAGGUGGGAGCUGACAUACCCCCAGAGAUUCUCAAUAAUAUUGGAGCCCUCCAUUACAAAUUGGGAAGCUACGAAGAGUCAAAGACAUUCUACGAGCAAGCGCUGGAGCGUUGCAAGCAGGAGGCCAUUCAAGAUGAGCAUUAUUACAACGGGUUAUCCAUCACUAUCACCUACAACCUGGGUCGCCUGCACGAGGCCAUGUGCCUGUUUGAAUCUGCCGAGGGGUUAUAUAAGGAUAUACUGGCAGAGCACCCGAGCUACGUGGACUGUUACCUUCGCCUGGGCUGCAUGGCGCGGGACAGAGAACAGAUCUACGAGGCAUCUGAUUGGUUCAAGGAGGCUCUGUCCAAGAAUCCGGACCAUGCUGAUGCCUGGGCCCUCAUUGGUAACCUUCACCUCGCCAAACAAGAGGGGGGACCGGGGCAGAAAAAAUUUGAGCAGAUUCUUAAGAAUACUAAAGGAGAUACUUACUCCCUUCUCUCUCUGGGCAAUGUAUGGCUGACUACAAUCUACACACCUACCAGAGAUCGAAGUAAAGAUAAGCGUCAUCUCGACCGAGCUCUGAGCUACUAUAAAGACGUCCUCCAUAGAGAUCCAAAGAACCUGUACGCAGCCAAUGGAAUAGGAGCCGUGCUUGCUCACAAGGGCUACUAUCGUGAGGCCCGUGACGUGUUUGCACAGGUACGAGAGGCUACGGCAGAGCUACCCGACGUCUGGCUGAAUCUGGCACACAUCUAUGUGGAACAGACCCAGUACAUCAGUGCCAUACAAAUGUAUGAGAACUGCUUGCGGAAGUUCUUCAACUUUCACAGCACCGAGAUCCUUCUCUACCUGGCCAGGGCCUACUUCAAGUGUGGUCGUCUCAACGACUGCAGGCAAACUCUCCUCAAGGCCCGGCACAUCUCCCCCAACGAUUCUCUCCUCCUCUUUAACCUCGCGCUGGUGGAGCAACGAUCCGCCAUGACUGUGCUCAAAGACGAGAUGAGCUCCCUCUCUGAGGUCCUGGCCGCCAUUAGGGAACUAGAGAUGGCUCAAAGGUUCUUUGUCUACUUAAGCAAAGAGGGUGAUCGCAUGAGAUUUGACAUUAACUUUGCCACCCACGAGUCUCGCAAGUGUGCAGACUAUCUGAGUCAGGCCCAGCACCAUCUCACCAGAGCUCGUCAGCUUGAUGAUCAGGAACGAACACUUAAAGAGCGACAGGAGAAGGAUAGAGAGACUCUCAGGAGCAAACUGCAGCAGGAGGAUGAGGAGAAAAACAGAAAGAGGGAGGAGCAAGCCCUACUACUGAAAGAGCAGAGACAGAAGUUCAAAGAAAAAACAUCUGGUUUAAUGAAAUUCACUGAGGUCCAAGAGAAGGAGUCUCGUGCUGCAAAGUCAGGCCGCAAGAAGAAGGAAAGGUCUGGAGACAUUUAUAGUGGGGGAGAGGGUACGGGAGAGGAGAGGCCGACAAAGAAAAGAAGAAGAUCAAGAAAGAAAACAGCUGGUGAUGACGGAGAGCGGAGGAAGAAGAAAAGGAGAAGAGAAGAGCCACGGAAAAAGAGGCGUGCCAGGGCGAGGAUCGAGGCAGACGAUGACGAGGUUGGUCAACCUUCGGAGGAAACAAGGAGAGGGAAGAGGGUGUUCAAGUCUAAAGCUUUUGUGUCCUCAUCAGAAAGCUCGGAUGAAGAGAAACCUCCUGCUAAGGUGGUGGCCGAUACUGCUGCUGGUGAUGGUGGUAGUGGUGAUGGUGAUAGUGGUGAUGGUGAGGCCCCAGGACCGACCAGUGGAGCUGAGAGAGACAGCUUCUCCAGCAGUGACUCUCAGAGUGAAUCAGACGGAAGUGAAAGUGAGGGGAAUGAUUCGGGGCCUGAUGAGGAGGUCAAAGGUCAAGAGGAAGUGUCCGGUGGUGAAGGGAGCAAAGGCCAGGAGAUAUCGGGUGAUGAGGAAAUUGACGUAGAAAAAACUUUGAACAAUAGUAGCAGUGACAGUGACUAAAAACCUUUUAUCUUUGCAUUGUCUUGUCAUUGCUGUUUUCUUUGCUCUGAUCAUUUCUUCCAUUUCCUAUUUUAUAAUAAUUAUUGGCAAAUUGUA